GACAUUGACUGUUAGUUUGACAUUGACGUCUUUCUGUUUCUUCGUAAUUUAUUUCGCAAAACGUAAUCAAUAGCGAAACGAAAAGCAAUUAAAUUAGUGCUUAGAAAUGUCGUUAGCUAAAUUAUUUUCGGUGUCCUCUCGAGUUCGAGCGACUGGGGCCAGUAGCUUGGUUAUAAGGCAUGCCCCGUACAGUACGCCCUCGGACGGGGGUAAGACGGAGAUGGUGUACCCGCCCAACCUGCCGGGGUACAAGUAUGUGAACGCAGAGGAUCCCAACAUGAGCAUGAAGGAAAUGUCCAACAGAGCUGCUCAGACAUUAUUCUGGACUGAACUGGCGAGAGGAUUUGCUGUCACCCUGGCUCAUAUUUUCAAGGAACCAGCAACAAUCAACUAUCCAUUUGAGAAGGGGCCUCUAUCCCCCCGCUUCAGAGGAGAGCACGCCCUCCGCCGUUACCCCUCCGGCGAGGAGAGGUGCAUUGCUUGCAAGCUCUGUGAGGCUAUCUGUCCGGCUCAGGCCAUUACCAUUGAGGCUGAAGAGCGUAAGGACGGCUCCCGACGAACCACCCGCUACGAUAUUGACAUGACCAAGUGCAUCUACUGCGGUUUUUGUCAGGAGGCGUGCCCCGUCGACGCAAUCGUAGAAGGUCCCAACUUUGAGUUCUCAACGGAGACCCACGAGGAAUUGCUUUACAACAAGGAGAAACUCUUGUCCAAUGGUGACAAGUGGGAGAGUGAGAUUGCUACCAACAUCAGAGCUGACCACCUCUACCGUUAAACAUGUUAUACUCUUUCCGUUAGUGUAAAUAGCACUUUUAAGACCUAUUUUGUAACAAAAGAAUACCAAAGUAGUUCACAAACAACUUUUGUUAUAAUGUUAACAGCAAAUGGAGAAAGAGAACAAGUGACUUGGUGCACAAAAUAGGCCUUGGAACUAGGAAUAUUAAAUUAUAUUGAUUUUGUGAUAAAUAAAAUGUCAUCUCAGUUAA
Molecule: messenger RNA, 986 nt
Organism: Helicoverpa zea (corn earworm)
Lineage: Eukaryota; Metazoa; Arthropoda; Insecta; Lepidoptera; Noctuidae
Gene: Ndufs8
Product: NADH-ubiquinone oxidoreductase subunit 8-like
Exons: 5
Coding region: 107-775 (222 amino acids)
Biological process (GO): mitochondrial electron transport, NADH to ubiquinone; mitochondrial respiratory chain complex I assembly
Cellular component (GO): membrane
Molecular function (GO): 4 iron, 4 sulfur cluster binding; NADH dehydrogenase activity
Source: RefSeq, a predicted model, not a curated record